Magnolia sinica is the source of this 704-nucleotide messenger RNA. RefSeq names its product DNA topoisomerase 2-like. Gene Ontology annotation, biological process: resolution of meiotic recombination intermediates; sister chromatid segregation. The transcript is spliced from 6 exons. The coding region runs from base 27 to 704 and encodes 225 amino acids. NCBI's taxonomy places the organism in Eukaryota, Viridiplantae, Streptophyta, Magnoliopsida, Magnoliales, Magnoliaceae. The record is from RefSeq and is a predicted model, not a curated record. Gene Ontology annotation, cellular component: nucleus. Gene Ontology annotation, molecular function: ATP binding; DNA topoisomerase type II (double strand cut, ATP-hydrolyzing) activity; DNA binding.
CCAAAGGCGUUGAUACCAACGAGGCAAUGGAAAUAGAAGAAAAUGAAGAGACACUGGAGGUGGGAAGAGUUGCAAGAGCAAGUGAUUAUGAGUAUCUACUAUUGAUGCCGAUUGAAACCUUGACGCUAGAAAAGGUUCAAGAGCUGUUAGCUGAAAAGGGAAAGCAAGAAAUGGAGGUGGAGGAAUUGAAGAAGGAAACUCCGAAGUCUCUGUGGAUGAAAGAUCUUGAUGCUUUCAUUACGGCACUUGAUGAGCAUGAGAAGGAAGAAGCCCAGGUGGAGGAGGUGACAAGACAGAUGGAGGGUAGGGCAGGCAAGCCUCUCACUAAGGCUUCUAGACAAGUUGGAAAGAACCCAAGAAAGAGCAACACCAAGAAAGCCAAUGAAGCAGAUACUAUUGUUGAAUCUAUAGCAUCAGUUAGUACUACAGCUAAAACUGGAUAUGUUUCUGAGGGGGUAAAACCCAAAAGUAGGGGAGCUCCGAAGAAGUCUCCUGCUAGAAAUCAGAAAAUGCCGACUGCCAUUGAUAGUGAAGAGGAAGAUGAUGAGGUGCUCGAGCUGAAAGAACGAUUGACAAUGUAUAACAUUGAUUCUCCUUCAGAUCAAACAGGUGAUGACGAUGCUUCUGAGGUAGAGUCGGUCUAUUACGAUGAUGAGGAGGCAUUCUCCUUCAUGCAGUCUCAGGCAGGUGCCAUUUUGGCUUAA